Messenger RNA from Adineta ricciae, 462 nucleotides. Lineage: Eukaryota; Metazoa; Rotifera; Eurotatoria; Adinetida; Adinetidae. The record is from the annotation of a GenBank genome assembly.
AUGAUCGACUUUCAGUCACAACUAACGAAAACAAUACAACAUGAACAACGUUUGUCAGAUCUAUUGACCCAUGAAGAUGACGAACAUUUAUUAGCUCGACGUUCAUGGGAUAUCGCAUUACAACCAAUCAAACAACUACCUAUGAAUGUCGUUUUAGCUUGGAUGGCUGGAAAUUCCUUUUCAUUAAUGUCGAUUAUGAUUGUCGUCAUGUUGUUUAUGAAACCGAUUCAAGCAAUAUUUUCACUUAGCUCGGCGUUUUCUUCAUUGCAACAAGAAGGUUUAGUUGGAAACAUUUGGCUACAUAAAAUUAUGUACUUUCUCGGCAAUCUCACUCAUUUAGCGUUAGCUUUAUAUAAAUGUCAAUCGAUGGGUUUAUUACCGACAUACAAUUCCGAUUGGAUUGCAUUUGCAGAUCAACAAACCCAAAUGGAAAUGUCUUUUGGUGGAGUCACUUAUUUCUAA